Molecule: messenger RNA, 1784 nt
Organism: Punica granatum (pomegranate)
Lineage: Eukaryota; Viridiplantae; Streptophyta; Magnoliopsida; Myrtales; Lythraceae
Source: RefSeq, a predicted model, not a curated record
UUCGACAGUCCGACAGAGAGACUGUUCCGAUGAUGAGCCUUCCCGCUCUUUCAUGCCUCCUCUCAACUGAAGUCCGUCAUCCCCUGAAUUCGCCGCCACCCCAACCACCUCCCUCCUCCGCCCUCCACCGCCACCUAUAUCAGACCCAACCCGCUCACUUGUCCUCCGACAAUGCUAACACAUCGCAGUCCAUCUCCUUCACGAUAUCCGACAAGAACCCCACAGUCGUCUCAUGGACUUCUUCCAUCUCCCGCCAAUGCCGGCAGGGGCAACUAUCUCAAGCAAUCUCCACCUUCUCCCACAUGCUCCGUUCCGGCGUGGACCCUAAUGAUAUCACCAUCACCACCCUUCUUUCGGGCUGCGCUGAUUUCCCGGACGAAGCCGGGUCCCUUGGAGCUUCGGUACAUGGACUCGCCCUGAAGACGGCAAUGGCCAGAGGCAGCGUGAUGGUCGGUACAGCGGUCAUUGACAUGUAUGCCAAGCGCGGCGAUGUGGGGUCCGCCCGGAUGGCGUUCGACCGCAUGGGUGGGAGGAAUCCCUUCACCUGGAACACCAUGAUCGACGGAUACAUGAGGAACAGAGAGAUUGGCCCUGCUCUUGAACUGUUCGACGAAAUGCCUCAUAGAGACGCGAUUUCGUGGACUGUGUUGAUUAACGGGUUCAUCAAAGGAGGUUACUUUGAUGAGGCCCUAGACUUCUUUUCCCAAAUGCAGCUCUCAGGGGUCAAGCCUGAUUACGUCACGAUCAUCUCGGUGCUUGCUGCGUGUGCGAAUUUGGGAUCACUAGGUUUGGGCCUGUGGGUCAAUCGACUUAUUAUAAGCAAGCACUUCAGGGACAAUGUUAGAGUGUGCAAUGCACUGAUAGACAUGUAUUGCAGAUGCGGAUGUGUCGACUUAGCGAGGCAGGUGUUUCAGAAGAUGCCAGAGAGGACUGUUGUGUCGUGGAACUCGAUUAUUGUGGGAUCCGCAGCCAACGGUCAUGCUGAGCUGGCCCUGGAGUUCUUCAAGAGCAUGCAGGCGGAAGGCUUCCAGCCGGACGGUGUCACUUUCACUGGGGCUCUCACUGCCUGUAGCCAUGCUGGGUUAGUGAAGGAGGGGCUUCAGUACUUCGACACUAUGAAGCGGGUGCAUCGGAUCAGGCCGAGAAUCGAGCAUUUUGGGUGCUUGGUUGAUCUUUAUAGCCGAGCAGGGAGGCUGGAAGAUGCCUUGAGGGUGAUAGAAACCAUGCCUGUGAAACCAAACGAGGUCAUUUUGGGAUCUUUACUAGCUGCUUGCCGAACCCAUGAGGAUGUCAAUUUAGCCGAGAAGUUAAUGAAGUACCUCGUCGAUGUAGACCCUGACAGCGAUUCCAACUACGUGCUGCUUUCAAACAUAUAUGCUGCGGUUGGAGAGUGGGAUGGGGCAAACAAGAUUAGGAGGAAGAUGAAAUCUCGGGGUAUACAGAAGAAACCUGGGUUCAGUUCGCUUGAGGUUAGUUGUACCACUCACGAGUUUGUGUCAUGCGAUAAGUCGCACCCUGACUCAGAGCAAAUAUAUGCAAUGCUGGAUUUUUUGUCAUCCGAACUGAGGGUUCACGGGUAUGUUCCUGAAGCCGUGGAGCUGGCGUUGUACGAGAAUGAUUGAUGAAAUUUGCCAGUAAUUCAGAGGAGGAAACCUACUUCUCCUUUGUCAGCCAGCGUUUUCAUAUAGAGCGGAAUUAUGGUUUCAUGCGGUUGAGGAAUGAUAUUGAAGCGAAUGAAUGGACUGUAAAGCAGAAACUAUGCCCACAUUCACAUUAUGAAACUA